This is a messenger RNA of Lachancea nothofagi CBS 11611, 1926 nucleotides long. Lineage: Eukaryota; Fungi; Ascomycota; Saccharomycetes; Saccharomycetales; Saccharomycetaceae. The record is from the annotation of a GenBank genome assembly.
AUGUCUCACAUUUACUUGAAUUCGUCAAUGCUAAAACAGUUGAACCAUACAGUACAGGAAUACGUUUCAGAUUGGAUGCAUUCCCAACAGUUCCAUUUUAACCAUACAAAGCUGGCUGCGAGCCCUGCAGCAAUGAAAACCAAUUCUACAACUUUUGUGGUGACGUUGGCAAUUGCAUUUGUCCUGUACCGAUGGAUAUUUCCUGCGACUCGGAAACAGAAACUUAGCGCAGUCAAAUUCGAACUAUCUUUGCCAGAAGCAGCUCAGAAACACUGGAAAGGAAAAAGGCUUCAAUCGUUCACGGGGACCAGCACGGAUCCUUCACAGCGCAUUCAAUGCUAUUGUCCUGCAACAGGUCAAGUUUUGGGUUCUUUUCCUUCUAUGAGUGAAUUGGAUAUCGACAACUUGGUUUCUAAGGCUGCCAAGGCUCAGUUGAAAUGGCGUAAAACCUCCAUAGAAGAGCGGAUUAAAGUUUUAGUUUCUCUUCAAGACCAUAUUUUAGAAAACCAGGACUCAAUCGCUCGUGUAGCUUGCAGAGACUCAGGGAAAACCAUGUUAGAUGCCUCCAUGGGCGAAAUACUGGUCACUUUAGAAAAGCUGCAGUGGAUUAUUAAACACGGUAAAAAAGCUCUGCAGCCCUCGAAGCGUCCUGGACCUACCAACUUUUUCAUGAAGUGGUACAAAGGCGCGGAAGUAAGAUACGAACCUUUGGGAGUUGUUGGAGCCUUGGUGUCAUGGAACUAUCCAUUUCACAACCUCUUGGGACCAAUCAUCGCUGCUAUCUUUACUGGUAAUGCGAUUGUCAUAAAGUGUUCCGAACAAGUGGUGUGGUCCUCUGAGGUUUUCAUCGGCAUGGUCAAGAAUUGCCUAGAAGCGUGCGGGUUUGACCCAGAUCUGGUACAGUUGUGUUACUGUUCUCCACCCAAUGCUAAUGAUAAUACCGCUAAUUAUUACUCGUCUCAUCCUGGUCUUAAACACUUGACAUUUAUUGGCAGCAAACCAGUAGCUCACCAUGUAUUGGCGGCUGCGUCAAAAAGUCUAACCCCUGUCUGUGUUGAAUUAGGAGGCAAAGACGCUCUUAUUUGUCUGGACUCCGUAAAAGACUUAAAAGCUUUAUCUUCCAUCAUUAUGCGUGGUACGUUUCAAUCUUCUGGCCAGAACUGUAUUGGUAUUGAGCGGGUUAUAGUGUCUGCUAAGCACUACAAAGAAAUGGUUGGUAUUCUUGAGAAAAGAAUUGGAACGUUAAGACUUGGCUCGGAUAUUGACAACCUAGAGGAUGUGGACAUGGGCGCCAUGAUAUCUGAUAAUAGAUUUGAGCAACUGGAAUCGAUGAUACAAAAUGCAGUCGGCCAGGGUGCUCGUCUUCUACACGGGGGAUCGCGCUACAAACAUCCCAAUUACCCUCAAGGCCACUACUUCCAACCCACCCUUUUGGUUGAUGUCUCGCCAGAUAUGGAUAUUGCUCAAAACGAAGUUUUUGGACCCGUAUUGACCGUGAUGCGCGCGGAGGACACGUUGGAUUGUAUCCGUCUAGCAAACUCAGCACCUUUCGGACUCGGUGGAUCUGUCUUUGGUAACGAUUAUGCGGAGUGUAACUAUGUUGCCAAUCAUUUACAGACUGGUAACGUAGCCAUCAACGAUUUUGCCACGUUUUACGUAUGCCAAUUGCCCUUCGGUGGCAUAGGUGGCUCUGGUUAUGGGAAAUUUGGCGGUGAAGAAGGAUUGACUGGUCUCUGCAAUGCCAAAAGUGUUUGCUAUGAUAAGCUGCCCUUCGUCUCUACUCAAAUACCUAAGCCUUUGGAUUAUCCAAUUAAGAGCAACCGCUCGGCUUGGAAGUUUGUGAAGAGCUUCAACACCGGCUCUUACACAAGAUCAACGUGGGUGAGGAUAAAGUCCUUGCUAUCACUGGCAAAAAAUGCCAAUUAG